Medioppia subpectinata is the source of this 1614-nucleotide messenger RNA. The record is from the annotation of a GenBank genome assembly. NCBI's taxonomy places the organism in Eukaryota, Metazoa, Arthropoda, Arachnida, Sarcoptiformes, Oppiidae.
AUGUCUAAGUUAGAGGCGAUUGGACUUAAACGAAAGGCCAUUACCAGUAAAAACAUGUCAUCGAGUAAUCGUAAAUUGGUUUACGUCCUCAAUCUGGAGGCCGAUUCUGACCGCCAGUCCGUACUCUACAGAUGUAAUAAUAAGGAUAGCGUUCAGUUCGCGUACGGCUCCUCUCUCUUUGGCCGACGCGUCGCUCUCUUCACCAAUUAUUGCCAAAAGAGUGUCCACUUUGAUCGAUACAAAUACCACGAACUCGUCUUCACCGGUCAGGUGUCGACAAUCACUUUCGAGACGAGCGGUUCCUUUCACUUCUACUACAAGGAGUUGUCCGCCGAUUCUGUUUGCGGACAGUUUUAUAUUGUUGAUACAAAUACCACGAACUCGUCUUCACCGGUGUCGACAAUCACUUUCGAGACGAGCGGUUCCUUUCACUUCUACUACAAGGAGUUGUCCGCCGAUUCUGUUUGCGGACAGUUUUAUAUUGUAGUCAAUCCUCAGCUUAGAGUGGGAUCCGAUGCCACCGAAUCCCUAUUGGAUUUGAAUGCCAUUCAGUGUCAGACAGUGUUAGCCAAAAGUUUGGCCACAUUUGAGACAUGGAAAGGAAAACUCGAGGUCGCUCAGAAAACUGGAUAUAAUUUGAUUCAUUUCACUCCAAUCCAAGAACUCGGCUCAUCCAACUCGUCGUACUGUCUAUCGGAUCAGUUGAAAGUGAAUCCCAUAUUUAGUGCGCCGGACAAGGAGUGCACGUUUGAAGACAUCUCCCAACUCAUCGAAUGGAUGCGAAAAGAGUGGCAAAUAUUGUCGUUGACUGACAUUGUUCUCAACCAUACGGCCAAUGAGUCGCCGUGGCUUCAGACGCAUCCCGAGUGCGCCUACAACUGUCUCAACAGUCCGUGGCUGCGAUCGGCCUAUUUGUUGGACAGAAUUCUUCAUCAUUUGACGUGCGAUAUCAUCGCCGAUCGGUGGACAUCAAGAGGUCUGACCACUGCUGUCAACACAGAGGAUCACUUGAAUGCCAUUCGAAGUGUUCUUCACGAAGAAUAUUUACCAAUUUUAAAUAUUGCGGAACUCUAUUUGGUUGACGUCAACGCUAUUGUGAAGCAAUUUAAAGAGUUUCUUAAGAAAUAUUGUUUGGAAUCAAAUCCACGCAAAUUGAAUGAAAAUUCACCGAAUCUAGAGAUCAUUGCGGACUCAAAAUACAGACGAUUUAAAUCGACAAUUGAUUUGAAUAUCGCGUUGAAAAUAGUGAGCAAUGAAAUUGAUUUUGACGGCAAUACUGAUCAAUGGGUUGAUUCGUCGGCCGAACACAUUAGACAUAAGCUAACAAUUCUUAACGAGAAUAUAAAAAACGAGAUAAACCAUCACUUGUCGGCUGCCAUUGAGAAUGUGAUCAAAUCAGUGAGAUAUGAGCGAAUCGACGAGUGGGGGCCCAAACAGAAAGAGGUUUCCCUUAAACAUCCACUCGUUUGGCAAUAUUUCACACACAAAGGGCCGGAUCUGGAUCUGAUUGCCGAACAAGAAUUGGCGUUCGAUGACAAUAGUUCACAGUUCUUGAUGGCUCACAACGGAUGGGUUAUGGGUGACGAUCCGCUCAGGAAUUUUGCUGAACGAGGU